Molecule: messenger RNA, 3702 nt
Organism: Ictalurus furcatus (blue catfish)
Lineage: Eukaryota; Metazoa; Chordata; Actinopteri; Siluriformes; Ictaluridae
Gene: rab40c
Product: RAB40c, member RAS oncogene family
Exons: 7
Coding region: 563-1399 (278 amino acids)
Biological process (GO): intracellular signal transduction; protein localization to plasma membrane
Cellular component (GO): synaptic vesicle; plasma membrane; endosome
Molecular function (GO): GTPase activity; GTP binding
Source: RefSeq, a predicted model, not a curated record
CGACACAUAACAAACUGACAGUGCAGGCGAAGAGAUAGACACGCACAACAGAGCGAUGGAUGUUUUCGUUAUUAAAUCGGACAUUUCAGAAAUUUAAUAAUAGAAAUAUAAGUGCGGAUAUUUUGGAACGACUUGCGGGGUUUUUUCCCCCCAUAUAUUCCUUGAAAAACACCGACUUUUCCAUGUUUGUUCACUGAUUUGUAUCUUGUUCGCAGUGAUUUCCAUUAACGCUAGCAAUAUUAGCCGGCUAAGCUAGUUUAUGCUAACCUUAUAUACCUUAAACCUCACAGGAUGUGAAUGAGCAAAUGUAGCUAACUGUUCGCGUUGUCUUUCUUCGAAUAAUACUUCUUUUAUAUAAAAAAAUUCACGAGUUCAUCAUCGACUGGACAGAGUAAUAAGUAAAGAAAAGACCGACAGGAAGAGUGAAGCUCAUGUAAGCUAGCUGAAGUAGCUAGCUUGGACGCUGUUGGUCCUGGAUGACUUUAGUCGGGUUUAUGACACACGGUGAACACCUGGGCGCUCGCGGAGGUUUUCUGGACCUUGUGGCUCUGAUGUGAGCAGGAUGGGAUCUCAGGGCAGCCCGGUGAAGAGCUACGACUACCUGCUGAAGUUCCUGCUGGUGGGAGACAGUGAUGUGGGGAAAGGGGAGAUCUUGGACAGCCUGCAGGACGGAUCUGCCGAGAGUCCAUACGCCUACAGCAGCGGAAUCGAUUACAAGACCACCACAAUCCUGCUGGACGGACGGAGAGUGAAGCUGGAGUUGUGGGACACUUCAGGCCAAGGCCGCUUCUGUACCAUUUUCCGUUCCUACUCCAGAGGUGCACAGGGGAUCCUGUUGGUGUAUGACAUCACAAACCGCUGGUCCUUUGACGGGAUCGACCGCUGGAUUCGAGAGAUCGAUGAGCAUGCUCCUGGGGUUCCUCGGAUCCUGGUCGGGAACCGCCUGCACUUGGCGUUCAAACGUCAGGUUCCCACAGAGCAGGCUCGCUCCUACGCGGAGAAGAACGCUAUGACCUUCUUCGAAGUGAGUCCGCUCUGUAACUUCAACGUCAUCGAGUCGUUCACGGAGCUGUCUCGCAUUGUGCUCAUGAGACACGGCAUGGAGAAGUUCUGGAGGCCCAACCGAGUGUUCAGCCUGCAGGACCUGUGCUGUCGCGCCAUCGUCUCAUGCACGCCGGUGCACCUGAUCGACAAGCUGCCGCUCCCCGUCGCCAUCAAGAGUCACCUGAAGUCCUUCUCCAUGGCCAACGGGAUGAACGCCGUCAUGAUGCACGGACGCUCCUACUCGCUGGCCAACAGUGGCGGCAGCAAAGGCAACAGCCUGAAACGCUCCAAAUCCAUCCGGCCGCCGCAGAGCCCGCCUCAGAACUGCACCCGCAACAACUGUAAGAUCUCCUAGCCUGGAACAGGCGGGGGGGAAAGGAUCCAAACCCCGCCCCUAAACGCUUCCUUAGAACUGUUAGGAGGAUACGGAUCACAUCUGCUGCAGUCAGUCAGUCAUACCUACUACAACACACACACCGUCCUCCGUCUGUCUGGUGGAGAAUCUGCACAGAGCAAUCAGAUGACCCUGAGAUGGUCUUCACUCAGUUCAUUAAGCUUCGGUUAGUUAACAGUAUGUGUUUUUUAGUUCAUCCAAGUUCGGAUAAACUCGCCACAGAUACCGCAUCUCUCGGACCAUGGACGGCUUUUAAUAAACACGUGUGCUACACCGUGCCACGGCACACGACUGUUUAGAAGUGCUAGCAUAACUGUGAAUUGCACGGUGAGGUGGUGGUUCACGCACACACUAUGAUGAAUGCCGAUAGUGUGACUGCAUUUCGUUUGACUUUCUUCUUCUUCUUCUUCCGUCAGUCAUUUCUGGAUCAUUUCACGCAUCACGUCGAGCGCCUCCUCAGGGGACUGUUUUUGCUUUGAGUCCAGUCGAGAUCUCUUGCACUCAUGGUUCAUUUCGCCUAACUUUUUUUUGGUUUGUUUAUUGAAAGAAGCAACAUCAUCGCCCAUCAUUCCCCCCAACACCCCCAAACAACAGCCCUUGUGCGAAACCAUCUAGAAUCUAAUCUGGCGUUGUUCAAAUUUUUCGCUCGUGUUUAAAGAACUACUCUGGUCCUUUUGAGUCUAACCUCUGCACUGUAUCCAUCCACAGUGUUUGUGUGAUUAGCAUGCAGAACAAGUUUCAACAUGUUCCCCUGUACUAAAACACUCAUUCACAAUGGAAGGCAGUUCUGCAUUCUUGCUGUUGAAUAAACAUUAGCAGUACACAAUUAUAGAACCGGAAACUCUUACCAGUGCUGCUGCUGUUAAUCAGCUGCAACAAUACAGUAAAAAGUAGUUCCAGUUAUUUCACACUUUAGUCGUAUCCAUACGCCACCAGAGCGACGCACCUAUUCUAUUCGCAAAUAUCUCCUUCUGAAAAACAAGGAAUAAUUCUACAAAGUCAAAGCUUCACUUACAAACAUGUUUGUUUUGCUAGACUCCUAAAUUAAACUUUUUCCCCCCCUCAGUGCAGGGAUCCUUAUCUGUAAUAAUCGCACACAAUACAGAUGUGGUAGAAAAAGCGCUGGAAUAUUUCCUUAAAUGCACCGGAUCAGUUCGACACAUUUUCUCUACAUGCCGUCGUCCUGUUAUUUCAGUGUUUUUGUAGCAGUGUUGCUCUUAAAAUCUUCACAAGGCAUGGUUUCCGUUCGGAUUCUGAACACGCGAUUGCUCGGUUGAUUUAAAAACCUCAGAGUGAAGAACUUAUAAAUAUUAAGCACAAACCCUAUAUCAAUACCAUUAGUAAUAUUUUUUGUUUUUUUCCCCCCCGAGAACCGGACCCCCAUUCCAACUGCGCUCCUAAUUAUUUUGAUGAAUUAUUUACAACCCCAGUGAAAGGAGCAGCGACUUCUUUUUAAUCCUGAUGAAUAAUGAAUUCCCCUUUUUGCAGAUCUGCAGAGCAUCUAGUCAGCCUUGAAAACACCACAUGGAGUGUCUGGUGUGCUCUCUCUCUCUCUCUCUCUCUAUAUCUAUCUCAGGGAUUUUGCUCAAACCCCCCCGAUCGAUAAACGUGCCACGCUAUAAAUAAAACCUCUUCUUCACCCUUAAGCUAAAUGCACCUUCCUGUGCUUGUUUUCGGGGAACAACAAAGCACCUGCACGUGAUCCGUCCGCUUUGGCUGUUUGGAGACGUAACUUCUGUUAUCAUUUAGUAAAGUUAAACUCCGUCUACGGUCAAGUUUUAGUCUGGAGGGCUGUGACUUAGUUAGGAAAAGUCCUCGGGUUUUGUAUUGUAAGGUGGGUCUUUGUUUUGUUUUGACGCAUCUCGUUUUAAUCUUUGUCUUUUUCUGAACCUCUUUUACAUGGUUGCUUUUAAAAUUACAGGGAUCAUCUUCCAGAAGCAGAUUAAACCUAUUAAUGAAUAAAUCCGUUCACAGUCGAUACCUUUUGAUUUAUUUAUCUCCAGGUUUAAUCUGCGUGUGGAAAACGUGUCCUGCGGAUUUGGAUAUAGAAAAGAAAAGGGAAGAACAAUGUGAAUGCAAUUAGCACACAGUUGUAAACACUAUUCUUUUUUUUCUCCUUGGGUGUAAGCUAAAAGCUGCUGAGUAAUUUAAGUAAUCAUCGAAAUGUUCUUGGAACGAUGAACCGAACCAUUUUUAAAUUAUUGUCUGUACAGUGUAUGAAAAAAAUGACGACUUUUUCACAAUAAAAAUCAACAGUAUCGUUU